AUGUAUGGAAAUGAUGAAGCUCUAUUGAGAGACACCGAAGCAGGUGAUGCAUCUCUCAUUGAAGAUGAACCUAAAAAGUCUUGUUUUAACAAGAAAUGCAUUACUUUGUCAUUAAUCUCAACAGUUUCAAUAUUAAUUGGUGUUGUAAUUGGAAUGCUUGCUGCAUUUUCUUCUACAAAAGCAGCCACAACAACAAUUUCGAAUCAAUAUGAUGCUUUACCAAAUUGCCAAAUUUAUCAGUCAUUUUCAUGCAAAAACAGACAACAAUCAGCCAUGGACUCACAGUAUUUCGAUAACAGAUGGAACACACCUAAGAGAGGCGAAGACAGAUGGAAACCAGGAUUCCAAGAUAUGUCAACACUCGCAGGUUAUUCACAGCUCAAGUAUAGUGCUGGAAUGAAGUCAUGCACAGUUAAUAUUAUUACAAAAACAUCGAGAAAACUCGAUUUGACUUAUUAUUUUGAUGGAAUUCCACAAAAUACAAAUUCCAAAGUUUACGAUUCAAGCUACAAUAAAAUCCUUAAGGUCAAAGUCAUUGCAGCAACAGGAGAAACAUUAAUUCUUGAUGACAUUGAUUUCGCUUGGAAUGCAGCUCCAUUAAAACAAAGAAACAAUGACCAGAGAUACAGAAACGGCCAAAAGGGUGCUAUCGUUGAAUUAUUUGGCUGGCCAGAUGACGACAUUGCCGAAGAAUGCAAGACAAUUGCAGAAGCUGGAUAUUUAGGUGUCAAAAUCUUCCCACACCAAGAACAAUUGAUGAGUUCUCAACCAUACGAGUGGGAAUUGAACCCAUGGUAUUUCAUGUACCAACCAGUUUCAUACAGACUUGAAGGAAGAAUGGGAACAAGAAAUCAACUCCGAAACAUGAUCAACAAAUGCAGAUCAUAUGGUUUAAGAGUCUAUGGUGAUGCAGUUAUUAACCAUAUGACAGGAAAUGGCAAUGAUUUGUCCAACCACAGAAAUCCAAAUGCAAAUUGCGUUACAUGGGGCAACAAGACAUCAUCUGCAUUUGAAAAUGGAUCUCCAUUCUAUACACCAGCAUAUACAUAUGAAGUUAAUCCAAAUACAGGAAAAGGAACAAACGUAUUAGAAUUCCCAGGUGUUCCUUAUGGACCAGAAGACUUCCACUGCGACAAACCAUGCGAUUCAUGGGCUGAUCCAAACAUCCUUUCAUCAGGAUGGCUCGUUGGAUUAUCUGAUUUAGAUACAUCCAAGGAAUACGUCAGACAAAGAAUCGCUGACUUCAUGGUUGACAUGAUUUCAAUUGGUUUCAGCGGUUAUAGAAUUGAUGCGGCCAAACAUAUUCAUCCAGACGAUUUAGCUGCCAUUUUCAGAAAAGUCAAGGAAAGCUUAGGCGGUAAAUUACCUGAUGACUUCAUUACAUGGUUAGAAGUCUUAACAGGUGGAGAAGCUCCUCUCUUGGUCGAAUUGGACAGUGAUUAUUCUUUCACAAAAGGUUUGACAAGAAAAUUGAAAGAAAACGGCUUGACAGAGGAUGAAAUUCUUAAGAUCAAGAUUUGGUGGUGUGAUUAUCCAAAUCAUCCAGACUCUGAUAGAGGUGCAUUAGACAACAGAAGAAAAGUCAUCCAGAACGAUGAUCAUGACCAACAAAAUGAUGGAUCAUCAAGUAGAAACAUGUAUAAUGAUGGAUGCGUUCUUGCAAGAGGAUGUGAUGCAAAUAGCCACAGAAAUUAUGAAAUAAGACUGUUCAAGUAUCCAAAUGGUGUUUACAAUAACAAGGAUGACUUCCCAAUUAGAUGCAUCCUUUCAUCCUAUUACUUCAUGAAUAAUGGAGCUAAAGGAAUUCCUGAUGGAAAAUCUUCUUGCAGUUUGUGCACAAAGGACUGCAAUGGUUGUAAGGAUAGACCAUAUGUUAAGGCUUAUGAUCCAAACGCUAGAGCUUAUCCUGGCGGUAUCGGUUAUACUUAUGUUCAUCGUGAUUCCCAAAUCAUUGAUGCAAUGAACUAUUGGAUGAACUUAUAA
Messenger RNA from Trichomonas vaginalis G3, 1983 nucleotides. RefSeq names its product alpha-amylase family. The record is from RefSeq and is a predicted model, not a curated record. Gene Ontology annotation, molecular function: cation binding; alpha-amylase activity. Lineage: Eukaryota; Parabasalia; Trichomonadida; Trichomonadidae. The transcript has a single exon. Gene Ontology annotation, biological process: carbohydrate metabolic process. Bases 1 to 1983 code for a protein of 660 amino acids.